Molecule: messenger RNA, 510 nt
Organism: Penicillium diatomitis
Lineage: Eukaryota; Fungi; Ascomycota; Eurotiomycetes; Eurotiales; Aspergillaceae
Exons: 2
Coding region: 1-510 (169 amino acids)
Biological process (GO): endosome organization
Cellular component (GO): BLOC-1 complex
Source: RefSeq, a predicted model, not a curated record
AUGUCCGUUUCAGCAUCUUCGAUUCCCGACACCUCGCUGGGCCUCACCUCAUCCGAAAUUCAGAUCCUCCGCCAACAGCAACAGAUUGCAUUACAAGGCGGUCAUGCUGGAAAUGGAGGCUCGAGGGGCCGUGGUACGGGCCGGACCAGCAAUUCCAGCUCUCGCGCAACCAGUGCUGCCAGCAGUCAGGGCCGGUUGCUCUUGGACCCGAUGAGUCUGCGUGCGCUAUCCCAUCAGUUAGACGAUCUGCAGGCGCAGAUUCGUGGUCGCAUUGAAUAUUUGGAGGAUCAAAUGCAACGCUCUAUUCGGAAUAGCUAUGAUCGCGCAGGGAACGUGAUUCGCAAUGCAGAUGCAGAGAUCGCUCGCACCCGAUCGAUCCUCGCCAGUAUCGAUGAGCUGGACAACGAAUUGGCCAAAAUCGCCCACAUUCGUGACAUCGUCAAGUCAUUCCGAGCUCGGAUCGAGACUCUGGAUCAUCGUAUGGAGCAGAGCUCCCGAAGGCGGCGAUAA